AGCAGGGCCCGCCACUCUUGCUUCGCAGUGUGCCAGCCCAAGAUCAUCGCACUGGCCCCUUCUAUUGCAACUUCUCCUCUCACAGACGGGGACUCAAAUCAUUUGGAUCGACUAUCACAUCGUCGCUCAAACCGAAGACUACCAAAUCCGUCGCCCUAUAUCAUCCUUUCAACUGAACUUCCAUCUCUGAUCUUACCAGCAUCUCCCGCCACCACAAUUGAACAUUCCUUUGCCUUCAAGUCCUGGUGCCACCACUGUCUGCAUAUCCACUCACAUCUUCACCACUGCAAUACGACACUGCACCAUCUGCAUCGGCCCAGAACCCUGUCGUCCCGUGCCAGUGUCAUAAGCGGUCGAUUCUGCCAACCAUCCCACAUCCGCAACUCAACUCGUCCUUCCCCUGCCCCUUGCGCUGACAUGGCUUAACACAAGACUAUUACACCGUCAAGAGCAGAGGCUUCGCCUGUUCGUCUUCGCAUCAUUUUCCGCGCCUUCCUCCCGUCGAUCCAAUCCCUCAGAACGCUUCUGACAAACUGCGCCGGAUGCAAGACGUCACUCGUCACUACAACGACGAGAUGGAUUUCGACGAUGAAAAUCACCCCAUGUCUCUCGACAGACCACUCUCGCCUACUCCCUCGAGGUCUGUCUCGAUAGAUCCUACUCGGCUGGCCAGUCGCUUCAACAAUGCCAGAUCGUCAAUGGAACAAGAGAGCGCAUUCCCAUUCCCUCCCUCCCAACCUAUACCGAUCGAUCCGAUACGUGCUUCAAAGUCUCGUCAUAGUAUAUCGCAAGUACGGCCGAAACGCCUUUCAACAACGAAUAAAGCAGGCAUGCCUUUGAGCAUCCUGCCGUCUGCUCCAGCAUCUCCUCCUACUCCUGCACCUUCUCCCACACCGUAUCAACGUGCUCCUAGUUGGACAUCUGCAGGCGAAAAUGAAGAUGCCUUUCUUCGGGAUGCCAGGGGGCAUUUUGCGAGUUUGAAUGCCGCGGAAAGAGAACGAUACUUGGCUGAGUUACUUAACAUGUGUGACAGUCAUCUGUUGAGUUUUGUCCACCAUUUCGUCUCUCCUAGACUGAAAAAAGAUCCUUUUGAGCAUCUGCCCGACGAAUUGUGUCUAAGAGUUCUUUCGUAUAUCGACGAUCCACUCAGUCUAGCCCGGGCGUCCCAAGUCUCACAUCGGUGGCAUAAGCUUUUGAUUGAUGAUAUGCUGUGGAAGAGAAUGCUUGACAAACAAAAUUGGCGGAAAGCGUCUUCCAGUUCGAUCGAUGAGAUGGAAUCUCUAUCUCUACCACGGUCCGCUCAUGGCCCAUACAGCUAUAGUCGAUCACCGAAACGGAGUCUCGAUGGUUCGAUUGUAGGCCCAUCGAGCAGCGCACCAAAUUUGACACUCCCCGGCUCGAGUAGUCUCUCGUCCAGUCCACGAGCAAAGAAACGACAGUCUCAAUCUCAUUAUUCUCACUUCAGACACAAAUACCUAAUCGAAGCAGCAUGGAGAAAGGGAGGCCACAGUAUCAUCAAACACAUUACUCCUGAUCAAGGAGUAGUGACCAGCCUGCAUUUGACUUCUAAAUAUAUUGUCGUGGCCAUGGACAAUGCCAAAAUUCACGUUUUCAAUACUGUUGGCGAGCAUCAAAAGACAUUAAAAGGUCAUGUUAUGGGAGUAUGGGCCAUGGUUCCAUGGGAUGAUAUUCUUGUCAGUGGUGGAUGUGACCGUGAUGUUCGGGUUUGGGAUAUGUCUAGCGGGAGAAGUAUUCACACGCUAAGGGGUCAUACUUCAACUGUUCGUUGCCUGAAAAUGUCAGACGCCAAUACUGCUAUUUCCGGUUCGAGGGAUACGACAUUGCGGAUAUGGGAUUUGCCCACGGGGAUGUGCAAAAAUGUCCUUGUUGGUCAUCAAGCAAGUGUGCGUUGCCUCGCAAUUCAUGGAAACCUUGUCGUUUCUGGUAGUUACGACACUACGGCACGGAUCUGGAGUAUUUCAGAAGGACGUUGUCUGCGCACACUUACCGGCCACUUUAGCCAAAUCUACGCCAUUGCUUUUGAUGGGAACCGCAUUGCUACUGGCAGUCUCGAUACUAGCGUCCGAGUCUGGGAUCCAAAGACCGGCAUGUGUACUGGCCUCCUGCAGGGACACACCUCGCUUGUCGGACAACUCCAGAUGCGAGGCGAUACACUCGUCACCGGUGGAUCAGACGGAUCUGUUCGAGUGUGGUCAUUGGUAACGGGUUCAGCAAUUCAUCGACUGGCUGCUCACGAUAAUAGUGUUACCAGUCUGCAGUUCGAUGAUAACCGGAUCGUCAGUGGUGGUAGCGAUGGGCGCGUCAAGAUCUGGAAUGUUGAGACCGGUCACUUGGUGCGUGAACUAAGCCAGCCUGCCGAGGCUGUCUGGAGAGUUGCUUUCGAGGAAGAGAAGGCGGUCAUUAUGGCUAGUCGAUCAGGUCGUACGGUCAUGGAGGUUUGGUCCUUCUCACCUCCUGAUGAGCAAUACGAUGCCCGUCGGCCUGAAAGCCCGAUUAGCCUACCUGAACAGACACCAAGUACGGCAGGGGACGAUGAUACGCUGCAUUCCGACCACGAUGUUGAGGAUGGCGACGCCGCCAUGAACGACGUGUAGUGCAUCUUGGACCGGCAUGACCGAAUAUAUUAAUCGAACAGAUUCGCAACCUGCACUUGCUCAGCACAUGCAUGCCGUUGUUCCGCCCAAGUCUCCUUCAUAGGAUUGUAUUCUCAGGGCAACGACGCAGUGCCCGCAGCAAGCAUGCAUUGAUAUCUAAUGAACUAUGUUUAUUGAUACCCAGACUCACAAACCGCAGUAUUCAGCAUGAAAUAUUGUAUGAAGAAGUACGAGGGAAUGACGACUUGAUCACAUUCAUCUUACCCUCGCAAGGGAUCAUGGCCGAGGAGGCGGCCGCCCUAGCACGUUGUUUAAUGUAUUGAAGGUGCAUUCUCGUUUGAGACGCUGCAUUUGAGGAUUUAUCUUGGAGCAUGGAGCCAGGGUGUUGCGAGUUGUUCUUCAACAAAUGAAGACGAUCCGAUGGUCUUUGGGCCCCCAUUCAGGAACGACUGGACGUGAACGCAGAAGAUGAAUUGAAUCUAAUCGUCAGCCAUACGAAAGAGGAUGUGUUUCGUGUGGACGAUGCCACGCCUGGUCACCCGCACAUUUAUAUCACAGUAUCCGGUAGCCAAGUCGCCAGUCGUACCGGCGAAGGAAAGCAAGCCCGCUAGCACAUGAAUUGUAUAUAUAUAUAUGACGUGCUAGUGUGCUCUUGGUGUCGAGUACGAUAUAAUAAUUUCAAGAUCAUGGACUCAAGUGAGUCGUCACUCUGUAUACUUAUCGACGGUCUUUUAUUUUUGAUGAAGAAUAAAUAUAUUUGGUGAUGUCGAGGUUGAAUUGUUUUAAAAAAUUACCAGACAUGAUAAGAGUACAAGCCUCUACUAGAU
Messenger RNA from Exophiala oligosperma, 3442 nucleotides. RefSeq lists its product as uncharacterized. Bases 543 to 2615 code for a protein of 690 amino acids. Gene Ontology annotation, molecular function: protein binding. The record is from RefSeq and is a predicted model, not a curated record. The transcript has 3 exons. Lineage: Eukaryota; Fungi; Ascomycota; Eurotiomycetes; Chaetothyriales; Herpotrichiellaceae.